Micropterus salmoides (largemouth bass) is the source of this 3600-nucleotide messenger RNA. It is a transcript of the gene trabd2a, whose product is annotated as TraB domain containing 2A. The record is from RefSeq and is a predicted model, not a curated record. Gene Ontology annotation, cellular component: membrane. Gene Ontology annotation, molecular function: metalloendopeptidase activity. Gene Ontology annotation, biological process: negative regulation of Wnt signaling pathway. Lineage: Eukaryota; Metazoa; Chordata; Actinopteri; Centrarchiformes; Centrarchidae.
GUAGGUCGAGUGGAUUUGCCCAACAGAGAUGCUCACACACGUCGGAGUGAGGGAGAGAGAGAGUUGCAGAAACAAACAGUGCAGACCUGGCAGACAGACACAGCGGUGUGCAGAGAAAUUUUGGUUUUAAGACCUUUCUCUAGAAAGAGCGACUCGUCGGCAGUUUGCUCAUUCACGCCAGACUCAUAGCUAUUCUACUAAAAUAUCUAGGAAAAUCAUCCUGACUUCUACUGCCUUUUGGCUUCAGGUGAGUUGACGCAGCGCGGACCUGUUGGUUCACUUUGGUUUGAAACCUUCAAACUUUCAAACUCACGCAAACUCUGCAAAACACCGCGGAGAAGUCAAUGUAGGGACGUGAGAUGCGGAGGGAGCAGCCUGCCCAGCAGUGAGAGGAUGAUGUAAACCAUAACUGACUACCAAUUUCUCUUUCUCAAACACACGUGAAUCAGCAGCAGCGCGUCCAUGUCCAGGCUGCAGCCAGCAUGACUCUGUCCGGCGGUUUGUCGGAUACUUGUCAGCUCAUUUUACGCGACCGCAUGGAGCCGGAGCUGUGGAAAUAAGACUUCAUCCAUGUAUUCUGGGGAAUAGUUGUUGCAACACGUUGUGAAGCAAACACACGCUACCGUGCACACUUCGGAGAGAGCUACGAUGCGGGGUACUUUGGGCGCAUUCAUUCAGUCAUGUCUGCUACUCCUGGUCCGAGCUGACCCGUGGAGGUUGAAGGACUCCGCCAACUGCGAGCUCAACAGGAAACAAACUGACCUAAACUCCUUCCUGUGGAUGAUCAAACGGGACCCUCCUUCAUAUUUCUAUGGCACAAUCCAUGUUCCCUACACGCGUGUUUGGGACUUCAUCCCCGAAAACUCCAAGCAGGCCUUCCAGGAGAGCAACAUUGUCUACUUUGAGCUGGACUUGACAGACCCUUACACCAUCUCAGCCCUGACCAGCUGCCAGCUGCUUCCUCAGGGCGAGAACCUACAGGAUGUCCUGCCCAGAGACAUCUAUCGGAGACUUAAAAGACACCUUGAGUAUGUAAAGCUCAUGAUGCCUUCAUGGAUGACCCCGGACCAGAGAGGGAAGGGACUCUACGCAGACUACCUCUUCAACGCCAUCGCUGGGAAUUGGGAGAGGAAGCGGCCAGUUUGGGUGAUGCUGAUGGUGAAUUCGUUAACCGAGGCAGAUAUUAAGACACGAGGGGUGCCGGUGCUGGACUUGUACCUGGCCCAGGAGGCAGAGAGGAUGAGGAAGAGGACGGGGGCUGUGGAGAAGGUGGAGGAACAGUGCCAUCCGCUCAAUGGGCUCAACUUCUCCCAGGUGAUCUUUGCUCUGAACCAGACGUUAUUACAGCAGGAGUCUUUAAGGGCGGGAAGCCUACAGGUCCCGUACACCACUGAAGACCUCAUCAGGCACUACAACUGUGGAGAUCUCAACUCCAUCAUCUUCAAUCAUGACACCUCACAGGUCCCUAACUUCAAUAACGUGACGCUGCCACCCAGCGAGCAGGUGACCGCCCAGGAAAUAGACAGCUACUUUCGACAGGAGCUCAUCUACAAGAGGAAUGAGAGGAUGGGAAAGAGGGUCAAGGCACUGCUGGAGGAACACCCAGACAAGAGCUUCUUCUUCGCCUUUGGAGCAGGUCACUUUCUUGGCAACAAUACAGUCAUUGACGUGCUUCGUCGCCAGGGAUACGAGGUGGAGCACACCCCUGCUGGGCAGACCAUAAACAGGAGGUUAUCCAGACCUGCCUCGCCAGAGUCAGAAGACCACCAUGAUGAGCCACCUCUCUUGGAGCCUUUCCUUCAUGAGCUCCCCGACAAAGAGGAUGAUCAGGGGGCGUCCCUAGAGGAGGAUCUGUUACCUCACAUGCUCCUGCCACCAGAUAGCCUGGAGCUGCUGGAGAAAGCAGAGAGGAGGAUGCUAAAAAAAAAGAGAAGGAACAAGCAGAAGAAACAGCGACACCGGCAUUUUAACGACCUCUGGGUUCGCAUCGAGGAGAGUACUAUGGUCCAGUCUCCGCCUCCCCCACUUGUUCGCAUCAUCAAUGGUUACAUCACAGUGCAGCCACCUGACAGAGUGCACAACCACUACAACUACCAUCACAUAUCUUCGGCAUCUACCAACUCCUCGUCCUCACCAUCUUUACUCGUCUUCCUCUGCACAUUGCUUACAGUGCAGACGUGUACUGUGUUCCUCUAGUAGAGCAUUAAUUGGCCCUCUUGAGUAUAAACUCAAGUGUGGUGGUUUCAUGUAUCAGCUCAUGUGCAGUGAGGUCUGAUCAUGCAUCAUAAUUCUGCAAAUGAGGGUGGUGACUCUCAGAGACAAGAAAAAACGUGGAGAAAUGAUGUGAAAUCAGCACAAGCUGUCAGGUAACAGUACACUCCAUGGAUGUUAUGUUAGAUAAAGUUUGUGUUGUUGGGACUGAAUGGUAAAUCAUGUCAAUAGGGCAUGUCUCUUACAAAUGGAGGCGGUUAUGAGCAUGUAAGUUCAUAUAACGCUAGGUUUCUUGGAACAGGUUUCAUAAGGUUUCCAUUAAUUUAGACACGCACAGCUGGAGCGAGGACACACAACGCAGCAGGAAAGAAACCAGAAAGCAUUAUCGGACAUCUCACUGACUUUACACAGCAUGUCAGCUGCAUUAUGGAUUACAGUGUUGAGUGUGACACUUGUCAUUCAACAUUCAGACCUCUGAGAAUAUAAGAUCUCACUGAAGUGACUGUUCAGUGAAUGAACACCAUCACACGUCAUCAUCCAAACUAUUGUUGAAUAUCAAAUACCUUCAAUAAGUAGAACUGGAACCAUAUGUCCUGUGUGUGUGUGUGUGUGUGUGUGUGUGUGUGUGUGUGUGUGUGUGUGUGUGUGUGUGUGUGUUUGGUUGCGUGUGAGACACACAAAGUCUAUCAGCUCUUAAACCCCCCCAGCCUUGCAAACAGAGGCGUUCCUUUUCAGAGCAUAAUUUAUUCUUCUAUUUUAGAAGAAUGUGUUUAAUGUUGCAUAAAAAUCUACUGUGGGGGAAAUUGUACAUAUUGUUUCUAAAUAUUAUAGAUGUAUUUUAGAAUUAUUACAAAAAUGAAAAUUAUCAGACAUUUUGUUGUUGUUUAUAUAAAUAUAUAAAUAGAUAUGCAGUAUAUUUUUGAAAAGAAAAUCAGGAACUAACCACCAUAGCCCGUGUCAUGUGUCUCACUGAAAUGGCAUUUUUGAAAGGGACAUAUGUUUGUACUUUCAGUAUUAGUGUUAUCACCUGCUUUGCUGGAUGUAUCUGCUGAAAUGAGUCAUGUUAUGUGUUUUUUGUCAAAUAGAGAUGUUUUGUUUAAUUUAUUUAACUACUAUAGUUUUGCUGUAGGCCAUAUGAAACAUUCCCAAUGGUUUUAUAUGUAUUUUAUGCAGUCUCUAUGAUGUCCAAAUGUGUUCUAUUAAAUGUUUUCAAGUAUGAUUCCAAAUGCAUAUGAUGGUGAUAAUAAUUCAGUUUUAAAUAAAUGAAGCCGUCUACACAGAAAGACCACAUACAGCAUAGUCCUUUAGGCUCUUCACAUUUCACUUAUGGCAUGAGAUGAUUGUAAUAGUAUUACCAUGACAAUAAUAAAAUAUUUAUCUAGACCAAAA